Messenger RNA from Phaeoacremonium minimum UCRPA7, 735 nucleotides. Its product is annotated as putative 3-hydroxyacyl- dehydrogenase protein. The coding region runs from base 1 to 735 and encodes 244 amino acids. Lineage: Eukaryota; Fungi; Ascomycota; Sordariomycetes; Togniniales; Togniniaceae. Gene Ontology annotation, molecular function: oxidoreductase activity. The record is from RefSeq and is a predicted model, not a curated record. The transcript is spliced from 3 exons.
AUGAAGAUUAUCGACCGAACCUUCAUCAUCUCCGGCGGUGCAUCUGGCCUGGGCCGCGCCUGCGCCGUAGACAUCGCUAAGCACGGCGGCAACGUCGCAAUCCUUGACAUGAACGAGGACGCCGGCCAAGCCCUCGUCAAGGAACUCGGCGCCGUCGCCAAGUUCUGGGUCACUGAUGUGCUCGAGACGGACAGCGUGGCCGCCGCCGUGCAGGGCGCCGUCGAGUGGAUCAAGCACACCGGCAAGGCCCUGGGCGGCAUCGUCCCCGCCGCCGGCGUCGGCCAUCCGGGCUUGAUCCUCGACAGGAAGGGCAAGCCCUUCUCGCUCGCCCACGUUGACUUUGUGCUGGGCAUCAACGUCCGCGGCACGCUCGACGUCGCCCGACAGGCGCUGCCUCACCUUGCCGCCACUCCUCCGUCUGAGCCCGACGGCGAGCGCGGCGUCGUGGUCAUGGUGGCGUCAGCAGCUGCCUUUGAUGGGCAGAUGGGCCAGGUCAGCUACGCGGCUAGCAAGGGCGCCGUGGCGUCCAUGACGCUGCCCAUGGCCCGGGACCUUUCGCGGUUCGGCAUCCGCGUGGUGACUAUUGCGCCGGGAACGUUCGAAACACCCAUGACGUCCAUGAUGAAUGAGAAGACCAGGAAGAGCCUGCAGAAAGCGAUGGAGUUUCCGCAGAGGGAGGGCAAGCCAGAGGAGUUUGCCAUCACGGCUAGACGGAGCAUCAAGAAUGCCCAGUAG